GCGGAUUUUUAAUUUAUUUUUAUAAUUGCCAGUUGUGGAAAAAUGUCUUCAGUGCCUGAUGGCAAGAAAUUGGUUCGAAGCCCAAGUGGACUUCGAAUGGUCCCGGAGAAUGGAGCGUUUAACAGCCCUUUUUCGUUAGAUGAACCUCAGUGGGUCCCGGACAAAGAGUGCCCAAGCUGUAUGCAGUGCACCAAAAAAUUUGACUUCCUUACAAGAAAGCACCACUGCCGGCGGUGUGGCCGGUGUUUCUGUGAUAAGUGCUGCAGUAAGAAGGUGACUCUUCCCCGGAUGUGCUUCGUUGACCCGGUCCGGCAGUGUGGAGAGUGCAGCCGGGUCUCCCAGAAGGAAAUGGAGUUCUAUGACAAACAGCUUAAAGUGCUUAUGGGAGGUGGUACAUUUAUUGUCACUUUGGGCACCUCCGAGAAGUCUGAGACCAUGAUGUGUCGUCUCUCCAACAACCACAGGUACCUCUUCUUAGAUGGGGAGAGCCAUUUUGAGGUGGAGCUGUCUCGGAUCUCCAGUAUGCAGGUGUUGACAGAGGAGUCCACCCCCGAAGAGAAUGACAUUCACACUUACACCAGUCUGCUGGACAGUCAGUCUAUCUCUGAAGGUGGAAACUGCAGGGCCAGUGGCAUGUUGCUCCACUACAAACCAAUGGGCUCUCAGGACCCCAAGCAGCUACGCAUGGAGGCAGCAGAGGACAAGAAAACCGCCUCCUCAUGGCUUGCUGCCAUGCACAAGGGUGCCAAACUGCUGUAUGAAGCUCGGGACCAGUGACUGGGUUAAAUGCGGAAGACACAUUUCAGUUGAAUGUAAUCAGUUGUACAACUGACUAGGUAUCCCCCUUUUCCCUUUCAUUGCUAAGAUGACUAGAGAGUGAGAUGGCACAGACCAAGUGUUUUCUUUCCUACCCUUAAGUCUCUCAUUCUCUAAAUGUAGACAUUGGAUUUUAGCCACACUUCACUUGAACUAUUUGGCCAAUAACCCAUCCUAAUACUGCCAUCUAUGUAAUGCUGUAAUAGACAUAAGACACUUGGCAUAACCCUUUCCCUUCACCACUAUUAAUGUGACAAAUUACCUUAAAAGCAUUAUGUAGGGUCUGUGACACAUAGUUCAAGUGAAGUUUCUUUAUAUAUUCUGUCUAUGCUCUGCUUUCAGUGCUGACAGAUUAUUCACUGAUUCUAGUGAAAUAUAUACUACCGGUCAAAAGUUUUAGAACACCUACUCAUUUAAGUGUUUUUCUUUAUUUUACUGUUUUCUACAUUGUAGAAUAAUAGUGAAGACAAACUAUG
Messenger RNA from Oncorhynchus tshawytscha (Chinook salmon), 1292 nucleotides. RefSeq names its product zinc finger FYVE domain-containing protein 21. Bases 43 to 777 code for a protein of 244 amino acids. Gene Ontology annotation, molecular function: metal ion binding. Lineage: Eukaryota; Metazoa; Chordata; Actinopteri; Salmoniformes; Salmonidae. The transcript has 8 exons. The record is from RefSeq and is a predicted model, not a curated record.